UCAUUGACGUGUCUCAAUGAGUUGAGCUUCCCACAAACUCUCAAGUCUCAUUUCGUACAUUGUCAUUCAACUUGUAUUCUGCGGACAGGACAGCCAGAGAAGUUCAGUUCUUUGCAGAUUGGAAAUGGAGGCUACGGAUUCAACUCGUGCAUUUGUGAAAGAUGUUAAGCGUGUCGUCAUCAAGGUUGGAACUGCUGUUGUCACUCGAGCUGAUGGGAGGUUAGCUCUUGGAAGAUUAGGGGCGCUUUGUGAGCAGAUUCAUGAGCUGAAUUACCAGGGAUAUGAGGUUAUUUUAGUGACAUCAGGUGCUGUUGGUGUUGGCCGUCAACGACUGAGAUACAGAAAAUUGAUCAACAGCAGCUUUGCUGACCUCCAAAAACCUCAGGUGGAACUGGAUGGAAAAGCUUGUGCUGCUGUUGGACAAAAUGGACUUAUGGCUCUGUAUGAUACUUUGUUCAGCCAGUUGGAUGUGACAUCUGCACAACUUCUAGUUACUGACAAUGAUUUCAGAGAUCCAGCUUUUAGAAAACAGCUGAAUGAGACUGUUAUGUCUUUGUUGUCUUUGAAAGUUGUUCCUAUAUUUAACGAAAACGAUGCAGUGAGUACCAGGAAAGCUCCUUAUGAGGACUCUUCUGGAAUAUUUUGGGACAAUGACAGUUUAGCAGCUCUACUAGCACUGGAGCUAAAAGCUGACCUUCUUGUUCUAUUGAGUGAUGUAGAUGGUCUUUAUAGUGGCCCACCAAGCGAUCCACAUUCUGAACUAAUUCAUACAUACAUCAAGGAAAGACACGAGGGACUGAUAACUUUCGGUGACAAGUCAAGAGUGGGAAGAGGCGGUAUGACUGCCAAAGUAAAAGCUGCGGUUUAUGCUGCUUAUGCUGGCAUCCCUGUUGUUAUCACCAGUGGUUUUGCUGUUGACAACAUUCUAAAAGUCCUAAACGGUAAGCGUAUCGGAACACUGUUUCAUCGUGAUGCUAAUAAGUGGGUCCCACAAGGGGAAGUUGGUGCACGUGAAAUGGCAAUAGCAGCCAGAGAAAGUUCAAGACGGCUGCAGGCUCUAUCAUCACAUGAUAGGAGUAAAAUUUUGCUUGAUGUAGCCGAUGCUUUGGAAGCGAAUGAGAAGCUGAUAAUUGCAGAAAAUGAAGCUGAUGUUGCCGACGCACAGCAAGCUGGAUAUGAAAAAUCUUUGGUAUCCAGGCUGGCCUUGAAGCCUGGUAAGAUUUCAAGUCUCUCAAAUGCUAUUCGCGUGCUUGCAAACAUGGAGGAGCCUGUUGGUCGCGUUUUAAAGAGAACAGAGCUUUCAGAAGGACUUGUGUUGGAGAAGACAUCUUCUCCCUUGGGUGUUCUUUUGAUCAUUUUUGAGUCUCGGCCUGAUGCACUAGUUCAGAUAGCUUCAUUAGCUAUACGCAGUGGAAAUGGACUUCUGUUAAAAGGGGGAAAGGAAGCUAGACGGUCCAAUGCAAUCCUUCAUAAGGUAAUUACUUCAGCCAUCCCGAAAAGUGUUGGAGAACGACUUAUUGGGCUGGUGACUUCCAGAGAGGAGAUCCCUGAAUUGCUCAAGUUGGAUGACGUUAUUGAUCUUGUGAUCCCAAGAGGCAGCAACAAACUUGUUAGUCAAAUUAAGACUUCAACAAAGAUUCCUGUUCUGGGCCAUGCUGAUGGAAUCUGUCAUGUUUAUGUAGAUAAGUCCGCUAAUAGGGAUAUGGCAAAGCAGAUUGUUCUGGAUGCAAAAACAGAUUAUCCUGCUGCCUGCAAUGCUAUGGAAACGCUGCUUGUUCACAAGGACUUGCUGCAGGAUGGCAUCCUCAACGAACUUAUUGUGGAACUUCAAAUCAAAGGUGUCGAAAUAUUUGGUGGACCUCGAGCGAGCUCUUUACUGAAUAUUCCAGAGGCUCGUUCAUUGCACCAUGAAUAUAGUUCUCUUGCUUGCACUAUUGAAAUUGUUGAUGAUGUAAAUGCUGCCAUUGAUCAUAUACAUCAGAACGGAAGUGCUCAUACAGAUUGCAUUGUGACCGAGGAUCAUGAAGUUGCGGAACUCUUUUUACGUCAAACUGACAGUGCUGCUGUGUUUCACAAUGCAAGUACAAGAUUCAGUGAUGGCUUCCGUUUCGGAUUAGGUGCAGAGGUUGGCAUUAGUACAAGUCGCAUUCAUGCCCGUGGUCCUGUAGGUGUUGAAGGAUUGCUUACGACCAGAUGGAUUGCAAGAGGAAGUGGACAAGUGGUAAAUGGCGAUAAAGGCAUAGUGUACACCCAUAAAGACAUGAGUCUGCAGGCCUGACAGCAAGCAAUCAAGUAUUCAACAUCUGUAUUGAUCAUCUGGUAUACCAAAUUUAGUGUUAGGGAUAGAUGAUCUAAAAUAUAAUGAAUAGAAGAAAACGGUGUCUACCUGGUCCGACUCCCUCAUAAUGUAUUAUUGUUGUAAUAUUUAACUUUUUGCUAGCAAAAGUACGUCAACAUCUCAAAUUUUGUGGGAGUAAGAACUUGCAGGAUGAAUAAUGUAUGCAUAAAUAAGUUGGGUGCAGGUAUCCAUUUGAAUAUAUGGCAUCAAUCGGGGAGAUGUAUGUGCUCAUGCAAAACUUCGUGGACCAGAUUCUUGGACGAUGGGAUUUCAAUUGAAACUCCAAUGAUCUUGUGAUUA
Sesamum indicum (sesame) is the source of this 2638-nucleotide messenger RNA. Its product is annotated as delta-1-pyrroline-5-carboxylate synthase. Gene Ontology annotation, cellular component: cytoplasm. Lineage: Eukaryota; Viridiplantae; Streptophyta; Magnoliopsida; Lamiales; Pedaliaceae. Gene Ontology annotation, molecular function: glutamate 5-kinase activity; glutamate-5-semialdehyde dehydrogenase (NADP+) activity; ATP binding. The record is from RefSeq and is a predicted model, not a curated record.